Microthlaspi erraticum is the source of this 567-nucleotide messenger RNA. NCBI's taxonomy places the organism in Eukaryota, Viridiplantae, Streptophyta, Magnoliopsida, Brassicales, Brassicaceae. The record is from the annotation of a GenBank genome assembly.
AUGUCGUCUUCUUCGGUAAUCACACCAGAAGACGUUCUCGAAUCUCUUAUGAACGACGGCACAAUCGAUGCCCUCCGAUUGAAAAUCAUCAAUCAGCUCAAAGCCAAUGAAGAGUUAAAGAGCACAACCAUUAAAAUGGCAGAAGAGAGUAAAGUUCUGAACACACCUGGCGCUGAGAAACAGACUAAAAGAGAACUCUUUGAUGCUCUUCGCCAAGAACUCGAAGGUCCAGUGCUAGAGAAGGCAUCGAAAUCAGUUUGGGAAUUGAUUCUUGAGAAGGAAGGUUUAGGCAAAGAGAUCAACGAAACAGUAGAGCGUGUCUUCUGUCGUUUAAGCGGGAGAGAACCGCCUUUGUUUCCUUCUCCAAACGCAGAAGAAAACACAAUGGUGAUAGAGAAAGAUACAGAGACAAAAGAGAACAAUGAUAGCUCGAAGACGAAACCAAAGAAAAGGAGUCUUAGUGAGGUGAAUCCUUCUGAGAGUAAUGAUGAAGUUGCAACAGCAACGACGAAGAAGAAGCAAGGAGAUUCCUCAGUUGUUAGUUUAGAAUCUGGGAAAACGCCUUGA